Porites lobata is the source of this 11166-nucleotide messenger RNA. The record is from the annotation of a GenBank genome assembly. Lineage: Eukaryota; Metazoa; Cnidaria; Anthozoa; Scleractinia; Poritidae.
AUGUUUCGUCUGUUCUUCUUGAUGACUUUGGCCAUUUUCUUGGCCGUUUCCUACGGAACUUCGAAGAAGAAUUCUUCAAAUCAGGUAACUUUACAGCGAACCAAAUUUUAAAGCAUUCAACUUUUCCCAGAUUAUUCCCGAAAAUCUUUGUUGGCAAGGCUGGCAAGCGACGGGCAAGGGACUUCAGAUGCGGUUUUCUUAGCUUUCUAGAAUCAGCUACACUGUUUUUAUGCGCUUUUAGGUUCUUUUAGAUUCAUAAUCCGUUCAAUAUCUUGGUUGCAAACUAGAAAUUCGGCUACCAGAGAUACAAAUUUAAUUUAUCAUCGAUUUUACAGGAUACAGCAUUCAGGGCUUUAGAUACAGCUCAUGGACUAGGCUAUCGUCAGUUUUCAUGAGAUUAUUAAACUUGAAAGAAAACAAAAUAGUUGCACUCCAUGCGCGAGAACCCAGGGGUUUGAAAAAAGGGGGGUAAGAUUAAAGUGUUCUAUUGGUAAGGGGAAAAUAGCUAGGUUGGAUCGGGAAGUCUGAACAACCAGGGGCUCGAGAAAUUCGCGUGAACAACGCGCAAAGUAACACCCGCGUGUGCGACAGCCUCGCUCUCUCGUUACCAGUCUCCUCUCAAUGAGAAAGGGCAGCCUGCUGAAUAUUAUUAGCCAACCAGGUAAAAUUCUAGGGAAUAGUAUUUUAAAAGUUAUGUUUUACAAGUUGACCCAAAUCUACCUUGUUCGACUCCUAAAAUAAUCCUCGGGAAGCAGAGCGUCAAUCAGAGAAGCUUUCAAGAAGAUUGAUUGUUAGAAUUGGCUGUUAAUCUUUACAAUAAACGUGAGGUCUAAGGUGAGCUCAGGUGAGUUUUUACUCUUUGACGACUGUUUUGGGUUUUUGGUCUUUUUUGAACCAUGAACAUUUUCCGUCAUGGACCCAUUCAGCUUUUCAUUUAAGCUCUUACGAUAAAAAAAAAAAAAAUGCAAAAUCAGCAGCAAAUUUUGACCAAUACUGACAGAGUUACAUGUACGCUGAAGCUAACAAGCAAUUAACAUGUGGGGAAUUUUGCUAUUUACCUGCUACUCUUUGCCCUUUUCCUGAAAAGGUAGCCAGCCAAAACGCCGCACAAAGGAAAGACAAUAAAGUGGGCAACAAAACGGGCUGUAAAAAAGGAUGACAAAAGGAAAAAAAAAGAAUGCGAGGAAAGAACAUUGAAAACAGAUUCCCCCACCAAAAAAAGACAAACUUUGUCUCGAAAUGCUCGAAAGACAAAAAUCUUAUUAAUUUCAUCCAAUUACUGGCAGAAAAAUUUGCUUUGAGUGUUAAAAAUCUCUUUUUUAGCCAUUCCCAUGUUAACUAGCCAAAAACUACUCCAAAAAGGAGGAUCUGGUAAAAAAAAUGCUAUUUUUUUGUUGCUAAAAUGGUUAACUGCCGCCUGGUUAGCUCAGUUGGGAGAGCGCCGGUCUGCUGAGCGGAAGGUCGCUGGUUCAAACCCUGGUCGGACCAACACUUAGGGUCUUUAAAUAACUGAGAAGAAAGUGCUGCCUUUGUAAUGACAUCUGCGAGUGGUUAGACUUUCUAGUCUUCUCGCAUAAGGACGAACAACCGCCGUAGGUCCUGUCUCACAGCACUUUCACUGAUCUGUUCUUGUGGGACGUAAAAGAACCCACACUAUUGUUCGAAAAGAGUAUUGGACAUAGACCCUGGUGGUGUGGCCAACCUUAAAGGGUUGUGGGAUUGGGUAGGGAUGGCACCUUGCAUGGGACCUGCGAGUCCCGUUCGUGCCUAUUCCCUCUGGGCAGGCCUGUGUCCAGAAAAGCUUGUAAAACAAAAAAAAAUAUAUUAAAGAGUUAAAAAACUGGUAUUAAAGCUUAAACACCUGUUGUCAUUUGCUUGUAAGAUUAGUGCUCGUGGCUAAGUAUGUUAAGUGAGUUUAAAAUUCUGGUUUGGCCUCAAAGGGAUAUAUAUUUAUUUAUUUAUAUUCCAUUUGACCUUAAAAAACACAGGAGCACCCAACCCCUCCCUUAAAGAAGAAAAGCCUUUUGAGACCAGUAAGAGAUAAAGGACUGUUUACCCAAAAAUCUGCAAUGUUGUGACCACAAAAACAAAAGAAUACUUUGUUUCAGUGACAUACCUUAAAUUAAAUGUCUCAGCUCAAAACUGUUUUGGCUAGAUUUCCCCUCACAACAAACAACAGUAAAAGGUGUAGUGGCAGAGAAAAUCCUACAUUUUCCGUAAGCUGCAGAGCGUUAACUCAUGGUCUGCAGCUGUGUAGGUGUAAAAUUAUAAAUGUCGUGUAACUCAGACCCUAACCUUGAUCAUAAUCCCAGGGGGCAAUACUCCGGAUUUCAAGUGACAGGGAUGAUCAAAGGAUAUUCAGCCUCACCCUUUUAAUUUCCUGUUUUUUUUUUAACCACUUUCAUUUCCUUUUUCUUGAUCUUUCCAAAUUCAGUUUCCAGUGCAACUCAGUUUAUGCUAUAGUCAAGAGUGUUUUCAUUUAUCUAGAGUUUGCAGUCUUUCUUUAAGUCAUGAAAGUAUGUUAAAUUUCCCAAUCUAACAGGCUAAUGGAUCUUCAGCAAAGUCUAAAAGCUGUAAAGUUGUACCUCAGGCUGGUUGCUGUAAGGAUGGUGAGUUUACAGUUUAUUUUAAAAAUUGAUUUUCAACAAAAUGAUAAUCCACGGAUAUGGAAAAAUACCAGCUAAUACCAAAAGCAAAAAACAAAUCUUCUUAGUAUGUUUAGAUUAGAAUUUACCAGAAAUCAAGGCAUUUAAGGCCAGUAAAGUACAUUUAAGUAUUGCAUUAGUGGGAUCAGUUCAGGUUAUACCCGUAACAACUUGCUAGUUCUGCUGUAGCGAGAUUGUGUGGAUGGUAAUUUAGUUCGGUAAUGAGUUUCUUUAAGUAAUCGCUGUAUUUUUUUUAAAAUAAUUUAAGGCAAAGAUGGAAAGGAUGGUCAACAUGGUGAGUCACAUUAAAAUGCAACAAUUUUCCUUCAUUACCAUUUACAUUAAAUUAUGAAACAUUAUAUGAUUUAGAAAUAAUUAGUCUUUUGUAUAAUCAAGUGUUAUUUUUGGUAAUUGCAGGAAAAGAUGGGCGUGAUGGAGUGAAUGGUGAUGUACAUUAUUUUAUUAAAUCUUUCUAGUAAUAAAGGUUGCGGAGUGUGGGCGACAACAAUUGAAUGUCAAAACGCUUUCGUCUCUUUCCAGUGCUGUGCUUUGUGUGGUGGUCAAAAUAUACAUGAUUACGAGUGAUGUAAGGUCCAAAUGCAUGUGCUCAAAGUGUUUUUGGCGCAUUCCGUACAUUCUUUGUGGAAGUCUAAACGAAUGGCUACAUACAUGCCAAGCAUGCAUAAUAACAACCUGGAGAUUAGAAUUGCAGGCUCCGCUUGUCGCUCGUGAUUAUCCUUUAUACAAAUACAAACAUGUCAAUAUACACCUAUUUCAAUUAAAGUUGCUGCCGUGAACCGUGUUUCAUAGCCUUCAUUGUACUAUGAUAAACUCAUGUAGCGGGAAGUUUAGUCUUGUUCACGUUCAUUGAAAUAAUGGAGACCAUUUGUGAAAGGCGUUCAAGAGAGCUUUCAAGUCAAAUGGCUGCUAGAAUUCUUAAGCAUUAGUGAGCUGAAAAAUUUCAUUUUUAAAAUCUCAUAGUAAAAAAUUAGAACCCUCUUUUUUUGACAACAUUAAAUGAAUAGGGUUUUACCGCCUGAUUAAGCUGCGUUUUUUAAUGGGCCAGAAUGCUGGUUAUUUCAAUACCGUAAAUCAAUGCUAUUCUUUUUUUAUUCAGUUUUAAAAAAAUUGCCUCAAAAAUAGAUAAACACAUAAUGUCAAGUUAUUUAUUGUUGUUCAACAAAUGCCAUGAAUUUGAUCUUUUUUUAAACUCCAUCCAAAAUUUCCACGUGCAAGAACCAAGUAAACUUGUUAAAAAUUUGUAGCAUUUGCUUAUUACCACAGAGAAAAACCUAACCUCAAAUCACUGUCUUAAAUUAAAAAGCCUAGGAUUCAGUGUUUUGAAAUACAUUGUCUUAACGUUCUGCUGACAUAGCAUAGAAGCAUUAGCAGCGUUUGCUUUCUGGGUUUCUAGGCUCGUUGUUGCAGGCACAUAAUUUACUAGACUUGCUACAAUAGUGCACCGCAGGCUAUGAAACAUGGAUCAUGCAUCAUUCUUCUCAGAAGCAACCUUAAUUGAAAUAGGUGUAUAUACUUGCCAACUCUUUCUGAGUCAAAUUAAUUGAUGCAUGAGAUUUUCUUCCUGUUUUGACAGGAGUUUCUGAAAAUGUCCCAGCUGCUUCUGCAUAUUUCCAACAAUUUUGCGAAGACUUUUCCAAACUUUGCCAAAAAAUGUGUGAAGUUGUUCUGACAACCUUUGAGCCAUUCUGAAGUUAUUUCAAGUGUCAAAGGGAAAUUGAAUUGAAUUUUUGUCAUUAAUUAUAUGUUUAAUAAAGAACAAUUUGUCCAGAUUUGUUUCUCAGGUGUGAGAAAUUGUCGUUGUCGAUGAGUAAAAUAAAGUUCUGGAAAUAAGUCCACAGGCAUGAAACUCAUGCAUAAUGUGUUAGAGUUGACAGGCAUAUUGUAAUUAUUCUCAAAAUAAAUCUUAACCGUGGGUUUCCUUCGUGUCAUCCCCCCUGUUGUAGCUUGUUGUCAGUGCUCUACCCUUAGUAGCUUGUAAUAUUACUAAUCCAAAGCUGUGCUCCAAGAAAAAUUGUAAGGAGUCCAUGCAGUGCUCUGAACCUGUGAAAAACAGGGAGUCAAGCCUCAGAUUUGUAUGGGAAAGCUAAGAUUUCCUAGUUGCUGAAGAUCAAAUUAAGUGUUUAGGGUCACUGACUGGGCACUGCUCAGUAGAGCAUCAGCAGUGGAACCUCAAUAUAAUGAAUGGUCAAGGGACUGGCAAUAAUAUAACAGGCUAUAAAGAGGUUUCGUUUAAUUGGGGUUUUUUUUUCAUAUAUUUUACUAUUACUGGGGUAAAGGAAAUAUUUUGUUAUACCAAGGACUUCGUAUUAUAGAGGUUCAUUAUAUCAUGGUUCCACUGUAUCACUUUAAUUUGUUUAUUGUCUUGAAAACAGGAAAAGAUGGCCGUGAUGGACGAGAUGGCAGUGGAAUAAAGGUUGGCCUUUUUAAGCUUCAAACAUUGCUUUCUGUUUUUGCUUGAAAAGUUCAGAAAUUCAAAUUAAAUGACAUGGAGCUGUAUGCCCGGUGGCUUCUCUUGGGCUUCCUCGCCACGAGAGUUUAAGUAAUUAGAUUUUAUUUGAUUUGUACAAUUUUUGGCAAACAAAACAAUAAACAAUAAACAAUAAACAACAUUAAAAUGGUCUCUGUUGUGUGAAUGUAUCAAGUUGCCAAAAAAGGGGUUUUUUGGACAUAAUUUUGGGCUUUUCUCUUUCCAGAGAAAGAGGAAGAAUUAAGAUAUAAAAUUAUUUUUAAAAAAUUAAUAAUUUAGUCACUGAUUCAGUUGUAAAACUUGCUGUUGGCACAAUUAAGAGGAAAAGCACCUGCUCAUGUUUUUAAAACGGAACCCACAAAUGUGAAUAAAUUGUUUGCGUACACUGUACCUCAGUUAAUUUUUUUUUUCGUAUAAUUACAUUGACGAUUAUCGAAAAUAGAGCACUAUGACUGGCUAGGAGCUUCGCUUCAUCCCGCUAUAAUCACCGCGCGGUGAUUAUAACAUUGAAGGCCAGCAGUUUUCAGUCAAAAUGACAGCCUGAUUUGUUGAUGUUUCGGAGUCAGAAAUUGAUCAAUAAUUUUAUUUUCUGGAAUAAUCAUCAAUAUAAUUAUACUAAAACUAAUCACCUGAGGCAACGUGAAUAUUCGCCGAUAUUCAUGUUGCCUUUGGCAAGUAAUUGUUAAAUAAUAAAAUGUAAUUCCACACUUUCAUUUUUUAUGAAAUGAUACCUAUCUUGUUCACAGUUAAUGUUGGCAAUAUGCUGGCUCCUAAUAUGGGAAGUUAUGGGUCGUUCAAAGGCAAUUGGUUAAGAUUCAUGUAGUGUAUGUAACCCUUCCUUUGAGAUACCCUAUUCUAUGGUUAUACCUCUAGUGUUAAUGCAACAACUAAGCAGGUGUGUAUAUAGAUAAACUCAGACCAAAUGUUAACGCAACGACUGAGCAACUGUAUAAUUAUAUAGAUAAACUCAGACCAAAAUGUUAAAUUUAAAUGGUUGGCCUGAAGCUGUUUUGAUUACUUUAAUUUAACAAAAAAAAAGUGGAAAAAGGUGCACUAUGUGUUGAUUCUUGAUUUUUUUGUCAUGAUAAAUAAAUAAACUCAUUUUAGUGGUAAUACUUGUAUGUCCAUGAAGCUAAUAUAAAUAAAUAAAAUUAGUAGUUAUUUUUGCAGGGAUAGUUUUCGCAGUUUUGGUUUCACUUUUAUUUGUAAAUAUCUGUUAGGGAGAAAAAGGAGAAACAGGGAUACCAGGAAAAGAUGGAAAUGCCGGCGUUAAGGUAUUAUUGACAUGUUACUGCUUUUUAAAUAGUGGUUUUGAGUUUCUGGAUCCAUAUACUUCCAUAAAAAGUCACUGAAUAUAAAUUUAAGUUGAACGAUGCAAAAUCAUCAAAAUCAUAACCAUGCAGACCAGUUAACUUUAUUUUGAUCUCCACCACAGUAAAGACAAGCAAACUGGCUAUUCUCUUUGCAUUUGUAUUAAAAAUAAUAAUGAUGAUGAUGAUGAUGAUGCUAAUAAUAAUAAUAAUAAUAAUCAUGAUAAAAUAAUAAUAAUAAUAAUUUUUAUAGGGGGAGCCCAACUUCCCAUGGCAGUUUUAAGUGGGUCGCUCAUUACUAAAGUAAUAAAUGGAUAAAAAGUAAAAACUUGCUCAAAAAUGAAAAAAAGAGUGAAGAUCAUAAAAUUCACAGUAAAACAUACGACUUUUUCGUAGAGUAAGAAGUUCCCAUAACAUUGUUCCCUAUUUUAACUUUAAGGUUGCUGAGGACAGUUUCUCUAGAAAUGCGUUAUGCAUUUACUAUGCAUGUCAACAUUUUUAAAAUCAUCAGGAGAUAUGCAGCCAAUUAGCUUUUAAAGAAAAAAGUGCGAGGACAAGUUGAGAAGAAUGCUUAAAGGUUUCUACGUCUACUUCAAUACUUCUAGACGCUUUCACAUCUAAGAGAUUAAUAAUGCAGAAAAAUAAAAAAAAAUAAAAAUAAAAUAACAGAAAUAAGAAAAAAAUAUUAAUUUAAAAAACGUUGCGUAGAUGAUUACAAAAGUUUGGAUACCUUUCUGUUCUUAUCAUCAAAGGGAUAAGAUUCCAUUCCCUUAUAGUUGUCAGUUAUUGUCUAGGGAAAUUUAUUCUGUUUCUGUCGACUUUGAUUUGUUGACUUUCAAAGGGAACGUAAACAAACGACAAUAGUUUUACCUUAAAAUUUACUCAUUAAAAUUUGACGACAUUUAGCAGAAAUCCUCGUCAUGCUGUACUGCAGUCAAUGAAAGCCUCAAAUAAACAACGAACAAAGGAAUUUUGUGACAUUAAAGCUAUUUUGAAUUCUAAAACAAUUUCAAAAACUGUUUGUUGCAAUUUGGUUAAGGUGCUUUAAAAUAUGAGGGUUACUAACUGUAAGCUGUACGCAAAUUCACAAGGAAAUCAAACAGCUGAAUUUUGAGUAAACCAAACAAAUUCAAAAUUUUAGGCUUCUUUUUAUCUUAAUGAAUGUAAUGUCUUUAUACACACCCCAAUAAAUGGUAAUGAUCAUAACGACCUAUCAAACCGUCUUUAUGGACAUUUUACUCGUAAAAUAGAGUUAACCAAUUAGAGCAUACUUCAGCCAUUGUUUUUCAUUAUGAUUUAUUUUGCCCUGGGUGGCAAAUAUGUUGCUAUCGUACAUAAAAGAGCAUUGCGUGACUCAGCUCUGGAUCAAGAGCUCCUUGUUUAUCUUAGAUUACAUCAAUAACUGACCGUCAGUUGUUUCUACAAGGUUUUGUGAUAACAAGUUUUCAUUGUUAGUAGCUGUAACUAAUACUAUGUUAUGCUUAUAUCCAUCAAUGCUAGCUGAGUGCUCCUUUGUUUUGUUCACUUUGCGUGCACACGUCGUAUUUUCCAAUAGUAGUUUACUACGCAUUAGUUUCUUCUUUUUCCCUGCCACACCCUUCCUCGAUUCAAUAAAGCUGGACUACUGGCUUGGGUGCACGCCUGCUACUUUUACCUCCACGUAGCAGGCCGGGUGGGGCCCCCACCCCACCUUAGUUUAUUCACUCCUGGGUGGGGAUGCGUUCCAUCCAUUACCGUGCUGGGUGAGUUGCUGCCACCCUCACUGCAUUGCUCAUUGCUAGGGUGUGUUGCUGCCACCCUCAUUCCAUUAUGUAUAUUACUAGUGUGUGUUGCUGCCACCUUCAUUCCAUUACGUUUAUUACUAGGGUGUGUCACUGCCACCCUUAUUGCUCUACUCAGUUUAGGGUAUGUCGCUGCCACCCUUAUUGCAUGCACUUUAUGGGGUGUGUUGCUACCAACCUUGUUUUACCACAGGGUGCACCCAACAACCUUUAGUCCCAUUUACUGCCAAAGACUGUGUAUUUUUAUCUUGGACUACAAAGUUAAGCAAUUAAGUUGUUAAGUAACCUUAAAAUCUGCAGACUUGGCCUUUAAAUUAGUCUAUCCCAGCCUGUUUUCUGCUGUCUUUUUAAAUUAAUUUCAUCUGAUGAUUAGUUUCAUUUUUUUUUUCAUACUUUUCAUUAUCUUUAAUUCUUAUCUGUUAUCUUCAUCAUCAUCAUUGUCACUAUUUUGUUACAGUUUAAUAGCUUUAUUUACUUAUUAUUAUUAUUAUUAUUAUUAGUAGUAGUAUUAGGGAUGGACCAUUAGAAAAGUUAUUGGGGGGGGGGGGAAUAUUUGAGCCGCAGGAAUUUUUUUUCGUUAUCAAAUUCCUUGUAUGAAUAUUUUUUAGAGUUAAUUGGCGUGCAUGAAUUCUUUUUCUUUUAAUUUUCCCUUGCGCGAAUAUUUUUUUUUUGUACUUCGCCCCCCACCCUCCCAUAAGUUUUCUAAUGUUCCGUCCCUUAUCAUCAUCAUCUUGUGUGGUUAUUAUUAUUUCUGUUGUAGGGGGAGAAAGGAGAACCAGGAGUAGCUAAAAACAGUAAUGGUGGUGUUAAAGUAAGCGUAACUUUAUAUUUCUUUUUGAAGACAGAAAUGACCAAUUUUCAGAGUCCAAAACAAAAACGAAAGCGCAUGCUUUAUCCUUACAGCAACAAAGGAGUCAUUCAAUUUUCUUUAGUGGUCCUGACCUACGAAUGAAGAAUCAUUAAUAUUACCUUUGAUUUCUCCACAAAGGGUGAGAAAGGAUCUCGUGGUGACAAAGGGUCACAAGGAGAGAAGGGAGCACAAGGACGAAAAGGAAUGCAGGGAACGUGUGAUACAAAGGUAAUUGUCAUAAAACAUUUUCCAGAUUUUCAAUCUCUGUAACCUUUAGUAUAUAUAUAAUUCUUUUUACGAAAGCCUUAUUAAUUUUAUUACCAUAGACUUCAUACACGUGUUGCAUGCACGAACUCUUCUUUUUCCUGUUAUGUUUAAAGGGAGAAGGGUGCGUGAGUUAGCGGCAAGGCCAUGACAAGUGACAAUCGAGAUUUUUACUGCACGGUACAAGUCAACUCAAAUGUCCCACAAGACUCACAAGUUCAAGGAAAUAGGAACAAAAAUAAUACUCGCAGUCUUUGUUCACUGACACCAAACAUGAUGUUAUGAUUAUCAUUAGAUUUAUAUCUCAAUGUUUCUUGAAAGCGGGAGCCUUUUUAAAUCUCUUGAUGUUCCAUCAAGGGAGAUUGUCGUCAGAAAACGUUGACUGUACGGGUGUUGAACCCUAUAGUUUGCAUAAAUAACUACAUUAGGAGAUUGUAAGCUUUGUUAUUAAAUUGUAUUUUGUUGUUUUUAUUUUGCCUUUUAGAGCAAAUCGAAGUGCUGUUUGACCGGUAUGAGCAUUAUAUAUUACUGUUGUCUGCGAUGUACAUGUACAUUGAUUCAUUGGAAAGAAGAGCUGCCUAAUUUUAAUUUCAUGAAUACGUGGCUCCUUCACAUGUACAUUAAAAGUGCCUAAACAACACAUGAGUUACAUGUACCUUUCUACCUUAUUUUUCGAUUUAUUCUAGUUGUUUUUUUGUAGUAAUUGCUUGAUAACAAAGAUUUUCAACAUUUUUUUUUUCUUGUGGAAGAUUGCUCUAUUGGAUUCCACUUUCUUGAGAAAGUUCAAGAUCUUCCAACCCGAGGAGCAUUAGAUGUGGAACAUUUCACCAUUGAUGGAAGCUUGUUUCUUGCUUUUGCCAAUCAUCAUGGGGACAUUAAAAAAUACAAGACAGAUUCCAUGAUCUACACGAUGGAUAACUCGACUGGAAGACUGUCUUUGUACCAGACCCUGCAAACAAGAGGAGCGUAUUACCUGGAGUACUUUUCUAUCGCUAACAAACAUUUUCUUGCUGUCGCUAAUCAUUACGAUGGAACAUAUCGGCUGGACUCUACAGUCUAUCAAUGGAAUGGAAAGCUGUUUGUCGACUUUCAGAAAUUACCAACAAACGGAGCAGGUUACUUCACCUAUUUCAAGAUACUUGGGGAAAAUUAUCUCGCAGUAGCCAACCACUAUGACGGAAGCACCCAUUCUAUAAAGUCAGUUAUCUACAAAUGGAGCAGCGGCAAGUUUAACAGAUUUCAAGACAUACCAACUGAAGGUGCCGUGGGAUGUACAGCGUUUGUGAUAAGCGGUGACACAUUCAUCGCUUUUGCAAAUCAUUACAACUCCCAACACAAGUAUUCUGUUCAGUCCACUGUGUUCAAGUGGUCAGGAGGUCACUUUGUUAAACUGCAGUCUCUUCAGACUUACGGAGCAAGGGAUGUGAAGUCUUUCAACGUCAACGGUCACACGUUCCUUGCUUUUGCCAACCAAUAUUCUGGAAGUAAGUACAACAUAGAUUCCUUCAUUUACAAAUGGAAUGGCAAUAGAUUUGUAUUGUUCCAAUCCAUUUCUACUCGAGGAGCCUCCGCAUGGUGUCCAUUUGUGAUCCACGGUCUCACCUAUCUUGGUGUGGCUAAUUACCAUGGUGAUGGUCAGAAACAUAAUACUCAGUCACUUGUUUACCAGGCCUCUGGAGCAAGGUUCAUCAAGUACCAAGAGAUUCCCACACAUGGAGCUCAUGGUAUGACGUCAUUUGAGUUCAAAGGUCGUACUUACCUUGCAGUAGCAAACUACUACAAUCGCCAGAAGCACAACAUAAACAGCGCCCUGUACAAGUGGAUAUAG